AUCGACUAACUUCCUGGGUGACAGGCCGGCUUUCUUAUAAUGGCGCCAAUUCCAUCUGGCCAUUGGCUCCAACGAUGCUUGCCGAGUUUAGUCAACCAUAAAGUUGAUGGCGUUGUUGGCUCGGUGUGCUUCCGUCAGAUUCGCUGGUGGAAGCUCGGUUUGCCGUGGGUCGAACUGCACUACACACGGUGCUCAGAGAUCAAGAAGGACAUAAAAUCGGGCAUGCGACCACCCUGGGUUGAGAGAUCAUGUACCGCAUGCUUGUACGCUGAACCUGGAGCAAAGAACAUUGCCUCUGAUACCGACAAAGAUGGGAUUGAACUUAAGAAGGAACCUCCCUGAGGUACAGAAUGUCAUCUCUGGUAUCUGUCUAUUCUUCGCUGUUGGUAUCUAUACCGCAGUCCUUAACCUCGGAGCUGGUGGAGCCCAGGCGGAUUCGGCUCACAUCAACAAUAUUGUGGCGGCAUCUUUGUACAGUAUCUUUGGAGUGGUCGCGUUCUUUGCAGGAAGUGUCCUCAACAAACUCGGCCCUCGAUAUACGAUGAUGAUCGGUGCUUUCGGGUAUCCUUUCUACAUCACAGGCCUCUGGUACUUUGAUAAGAAAGGCUCUGCUGGCUACGCGAUCACUGGUGGCUGUGUCCUGGGUGUUGGUGCCGCUAUGCUUUGGACCGUCUCAAACUACGUCGCCUUCGCGUACGGAGCCGAACAUCAAAAAGCCGGCUUCUACGCAACCCAGGCAAUCCUCAACACCUGUGGAAACUUCAUAGCUGCAUGCGUCGUCUUUGGAAUUACACACAACAAUUCUCUGCCUGAUGGUGUUCCGGAGUCCGUUUACGCCAGCUUCUUCUGCUUGAUGAUGAUGGCCAUUGUUGCGGGUUGGUUCCUAUGCAAGCCUCAAGAUGUCCGACGCAAGGACGGGCAGCCUUUGGCCGUCUUCAAGAAUGAGACUUUCUGGCAGGAGGUCAAAGGGUGUGCUAGCCUGUUCAAAGACAUUAGGACCUGGCUUCUCUUUCCGGCCUUACUCUGUGCCGAAAACCCUCUGGUUCUUCAGCCAACCAUCAGUGCUUACUGGUUCGACUUGAGAACCCGGUCCCUGAUUACUCUCGUUACGGCCGUGAUCCAGCUCCUUGCCUUUAUCGGCUUCCAGUACAUCUUGGACCUAGAAAGGCUAUCACGAAAAGCUCGAGCAUAUGCUGGCUUCGGAAUCCUCUUUACUGUCCUCGUGGCAGCAUACUCUGGAGAGGCUGGCUGGUUUUUCAGCCACCCUUCUGGGUUCCUGACCGUGGCAAAUGGUGUGGAUUGGACUGAGUCUGGGUUCGGUGGAUUCUUUGUUCUCUUCCUCCUCUUCCAGAUUGCCGCUGCCAUCGGUCCAAUGUAUCUUUGCUGGCUCAUUUCGACUUUCACCAAUGAACCAAGGAGAGUUGGCUACUAUGCAGGUUUCAUGCGCUCUGGAAUGGCAUGUGGUACGGCAGCCUUCUUUGGAGUGGCGGCAAGUGGUGUGUCUCUGGAGAAACAAGUCAUUGCGCACUUUGUUUGUCAAGUCUGCUCACUAUUCCCCGUGUUCUAUCUGGUCACCAAAUACGUCACAGCCACAAACUACCUGGAGGAAAAGGAUAUCGUCUUCAUUCCUAGUCACGAGGCCGAGGUCCUCCGUCUACAGUCAGAGGAUGGUGUUAGUAUUGCUGACACCAACCCCGCUGUCGAGGAGGAGAAAGCCCUUCCCAAAGGGAACUUGUGAGUCUGGGAGAGCCUCGCUGGCCUGUGUUGAACCGCUGGGAAAGGCGACGAGUGAUUUCAUGUAUGACAGUUUGAUUUGACGCAAGUCUUGGAAUGUGCAAUUGUUAUAGUCCGUUCUUCUGAUCCAAUCGAUCGCUAAAUAACCAAGAAGCCGGGUCCCCGUUGGAGCGGAGUUGAUUGCCUG
Exophiala viscosa is the source of this 1921-nucleotide messenger RNA. RefSeq lists its product as uncharacterized. Lineage: Eukaryota; Fungi; Ascomycota; Eurotiomycetes; Chaetothyriales; Herpotrichiellaceae. The coding region runs from base 311 to 1738 and encodes 475 amino acids. The transcript is spliced from 6 exons. The record is from RefSeq and is a predicted model, not a curated record.